Fukomys damarensis (Damara mole-rat) is the source of this 3966-nucleotide messenger RNA. It is a transcript of the gene Pik3r5, whose product is annotated as phosphoinositide-3-kinase regulatory subunit 5. Gene Ontology annotation, biological process: positive regulation of MAP kinase activity; G protein-coupled receptor signaling pathway. Lineage: Eukaryota; Metazoa; Chordata; Mammalia; Rodentia; Bathyergidae. Gene Ontology annotation, cellular component: phosphatidylinositol 3-kinase complex, class IB. The transcript is spliced from 19 exons. The record is from RefSeq and is a predicted model, not a curated record. The coding region runs from base 139 to 2763 and encodes 874 amino acids. Gene Ontology annotation, molecular function: 1-phosphatidylinositol-3-kinase regulator activity.
UGUGGAGGCUGGGCAGAUGCUGCGACUCGCUGCGGGGCUCCAGCCAAGGCACAGCGUCCCCAUCCUCACCUGAAUUGCCGGGACUCGCCGCUGGAGAGGGGCUCGGCGCCCGGCGGGGACUGCAGGCAAUGACUCAGGAUGCAGCCAGGGGCCACGACAUGCACAGAGGACCGCAUCCAGCAUGCCCUGGAGCGUUGCUUGCACGGACUCACCCUGGGCCACCGCUCCACCUCUUGGCCAGCUGGACUGUGUCUGAACUGUUGGAGUCUGCAGGAGCUAGUCAGCAGAGACCCAGGCCACUUCCUCAUCCUCCUGGAGCAGAUCCUGCAGAAAACCCAGGAGGUCCAAGAGAAGGGCACCUAUGACCUCCUCACCCCGCUGGCUCUGCUCUUCUAUUCCACUGUCCUCUGUACACCACAUUUCCCACCAGACUCAGAUCUCCUUCUGAAGGCAGCCAGAACCUAUCACCAGUUCCUGACCUGGCCUGUUCCUUACUGUAGCAUCUGCCAGGAACUGCUCACCUUCAUCGAUGCAGAACUCAAGGCCCCAGGAAUCUCCUACCAGCGGCUGGUGAGAGCUGAGCAGGGGCUGCCCCUUAGGAGUCACCGAAGCUCUACUGUCACGGUGCUGUUGCUGAACCCAGUGGAGGUGGAGGCCGAAUUUCUCACCGUGGCCAACAAGCUGAGUGCGCCUGGGCACUCACCCCAUAGCACCUACACUACCUUGCUCCUGCAUGCCUUCCAGUCCACCUUUGGGGCCCACUGUGACUUCCCAGGUCUGCACUGCAAGCUACAGUCAAAGGCUCUGGCAGAGCUCGAGGACAUCUUCACAGAGACGGCAGAAGCACAGGAGUUGGCGUCCAACAUCGGGGAUGCGGCAGAGGCCCGGCAGUGGCUCAGAACAAAACUGCAGGCAGUAGGAGAAAAGGCCGGCUUCACUGGGGUCUUAGAUACUGCAAACCCUGGGAAGCUCCACACCAUCCCCAUCCCUGUUGCCAGGUGCUAUACCUACAGCUGGAACCAGGAUAGCUUUGAUAUCCUGCAGGAAAUCCUACUGAAGGAACAGGACUUGCUGCCACCAGGGAUCCUGGAAGGCGAUGAAGAGGAAGAGGAAGAUGAGGAGGAGGAAGAGGAGGAGGACUUGGAAACCCACGGACAUUGUGCUGAGAGAGACUCACUGCUCUCCACCGUUUCUUUUGCAUCUCACGACUCCACUCUUUCCCUUGCCUCUACCCACGCCUCAGGGCCAGGGCUCUCCCGUCACUUGCUCACCUCCUUUGUCUCUGGCCUCUCAGAUGGCAUGGACAGUGGCUAUGUAGAGGACAGUGAGGAGAGUUCCCCUGAGUGGCCCAAAAGGCCUGGCCACGAGGAGUGCCGGGGCCACUGCAGGCCAAGGCAGAAAUUCAACAGGAUCUAUAAACUCUUCAAGAACACCAGCCAGCUGGUGGUGCGGGGCCUGGAGGGCAGCUCGGACACAGCCCCGCCUCUGCGGCGGGCAGGAAGCCUCUGCAGCCCCCUGGACAUUCCGGUGCAGCUCCACUCACGGGCCCAGCGCUCACGUUCCCUGCCCCAGACCAACCUCAGUGCCCAGCUGCCUAGCUGGCUCCUGGCUCCCCCUUCAUGCCACCAGCGCCGCCGCCCCUUUUUGAGUGGGGAUGAGGACUCCAAGGCUUCCACACUACGGGUUGUAGUCUUUGGCUCUGAUAGGAUUUCAGGGAAGGUGGCCCGGGCAUAUAGUAAUCUCCGGAGGUUGGAGAACACUCACCUACUCACUCGGUUCUUCAAGCUUCAAUUCUUCUAUGUGCCUGUGAAGCGAAGCCAUGGUACUGGCUCUAGUGCCCGCCCAGCCCCUCCAAGCAAGAUAUCUCCACUCCCCACAGACUCCCCAAGGCACCCCAGUCCUACAGACCUGGGCAUGGGCCCAUGGGAAGACAGUACCAAUGACAUCUCCCACUACCUCGGCAUGCUUGACCCCUGGUAUGAGCGCAACGUGCUGGACCUCAUGCACCUACCCCCUGAAGUCCUGUGCCAGCAUUCCCUGAAGGCUGAAUCCAGGCCCCUGGAGGGCUCCCCUGCCCAGCUGCCUAUCCUGGCCGACAUGCUGCUCUACUACUGCCGCUUUGCUGCCCGCCCAGUGCUGCUGCAGGUCUAUCAGACAGAGUUGACCUUCAUUACUGGGGAGAAGACGACGGAGAUCUUCAUCCACUCCCUGGAGCUGGGUCACUCUGCUGCCACGCGAGCCAUCAAGGCUUCAGGUCCUGGCAGCAAGCGGCUGGGCAUCGAUGGUGACCGGGAGGCCGUCCCUCUAACACUACAGAUUAUUUACAGCAAGGGAGCGAUCAGUGGACGGAGCCGCUGGAGCAACGUGGAGAAAGUCUGUACCUCUGUCAACCUCAACAAGGCCUGCCGGAAGCAGGAGGAGCUAGACUCGAGCACGGAGGCCCUGACGCUAACCCUGACAGAAGUGGUGAAAAGGCAGAACCCCAAGUCCAAGAAGGGCUUUAACCAGAUUAGCACGUCACAGAUCAAAGUGGACAAAGUGCAAAUCAUUGGCUUCAAUGGCUGCCCCUUUGCGGUGUGUCUGGACCAGGAUGAGAGGAAGAUCCUGCAGAGUGUGAUCAGGUGUGAAGUAUCACCUUGCUACAAGCCAGAGAAGAACAGCCCACCACCCCAAAGAUCUCCCAACCCACUGACCCAGGCUGCACCUGACCUCUGCUCCCUCCUCUGCCUGCCCAUCAUGACUUUCAGUGGAGCUCUGCCCUAGCUGGGCCUGGCACCAGACUGACAGGAAGCCCUGGGCAGUUUCCUCCAGACUCCUCUCUGGGUCAGCCACUUUCUGUGGAGAACCAGGUGGCCCUGUGCUGGUCAUGGUCCCUCUGUAAGCCUACAACAGACCACGAGCAUGGUGGUAGAUAAUUUCUGGACCUCAGACAUCUGGGAACAAAACAGGAAUUGGGAGAGAGUGGCCCAACCACAUGGCCUCUCAGAUUCCCCUUAGCACAGGAAGAAGGAAGAGUUGGCCUCCACAGGGUGCUCUGGCCUAUGGUUAGGCCUCUUCUCCUAGCCCUUGGCUAGUUCCAGCCUUGCUUUGUCAAAGAUUUGGUGUCUCUUUCUGAAGUUCAGUCCUCUCUACUCUGGGACACAGGUGGGAGAAAUCUAGAUGAAUCUUUUCUUUCCUGACCUUCAGUACCAUCUUUUCACCUCCCAUAUCACACACAUACGCACACCCCAUACACACACUAUUUCUCUGCCUGGAGUUCCCUGCAUCCUCUGACAAAACAGCACUAAUAUCUGUAACAUUUGACCUAUUGGCUGUCAGGACCUGGUGUAGAUUUUUCCUUGAAUCUCUUUUUGGAUUUGAGAUCCUGGGAACACAGAUCAGGCUUACCUUCUGGAGCAGCUUGAUUGCUUUCUAGCUGAAGAGCCAGAGGAAGUUAAUGAAAUUCUUUGAGCCUUCAUUUCCUUAGCACUAAAAUGGGAGGGAAGUAAGACUUCCUUAUACUGUUGAAACUAUCUACAAAGCGCCUUGCACAGUGCCUCCCUCCUGGCAAAUGCUCAGCAAAGACUGGCAUGUUGCCCUCUUACUGCUGAGCCCUCUGUCUCUCGUCUCAGGGCUGCUCACUGCCUCUGGGAUGCUCCUCACUCCUUCCCAACCCACAGUGAGGCAGAGCUCAGACAGAGAGAGUGAGUGAUCUGUUGUACCUUCCAAAGAAGGAAUUACGCUUGGCAGGGGCAAGGGAGAGUCAGUGGCCCAGGCAUUCUUCUUCUACUGCUUCUCUGUCAGACAAGUCCCAUUGCUCCCUUUCCCAUUUCAUCCCAAAGACUGGUGCACAAUUUCAGCCCACACAAGUUUCCCAGCACUGUUCUUGUACUCGGGCAAGAUCUCAAUGGGUAGAGGAUGGAGGGACUGACUUCAUGAGCUUGCUUAGAGGCUGACUGGGGACAUGUGGGGCUUAUGCAUGGGAAA